Molecule: messenger RNA, 3472 nt
Organism: Leptopilina boulardi
Lineage: Eukaryota; Metazoa; Arthropoda; Insecta; Hymenoptera; Figitidae
Gene: Atg10
Product: ubiquitin-like-conjugating enzyme ATG10
Exons: 5
Coding region: 2582-3223 (213 amino acids)
Biological process (GO): macroautophagy; protein modification by small protein conjugation; protein lipidation
Cellular component (GO): intracellular anatomical structure
Molecular function (GO): Atg12 transferase activity
Source: RefSeq, a predicted model, not a curated record
CAAUAUUCCAUAUUGUAACAACUGUAAAAUUGUUUUUGUUGUUGUAUUUAUAUAUAUAUAUAUAUUUUUUUUUAUUCUUUUACACUACAAGUUUGUGCUAAUCACUAAACAUUUUGUACUCAUGGCAAAAGAUGAUCCGUAUUUAAAUUAUCAAAUAGAUUCAAAAAUAUUUCAAUUUUUUUUUCAAAUGAAUAUUAAAAAUAAAUUUGAAAAAAGUUUUCUUCUUUUUUUUUAUUGAAAAGAAAUAUAAGAAUCAUUUUUUGCCAUAGCAUAGACGAAGUCAAGCAAAACGGCUAACAUGCUAGAUUAGCGGUAAUUUGAUUCAAUUAUUUUUUUUUCUCACCAAAAAAAAAGAAAGAAUUAACAGCGCAAAGCUUGUGCUAAAGAUUGGUACAUAAAUGCAAUGAGCUUUAAAUAAAAGCGUUUUUGUGAUUUUUGUUUUGAACACUGAAAGACUUUAUUUCAAAAAUUAAUAUAAUUUAUUUCAAAAUGAGAAGAGUAAUAAAAAAACUCUUAUAAUUGUAUCAAAAUUAUAAUAAAUAAAUAUUUUUCUUCGUAAUGCGCGUUUCCAAAAUCGAAUUUUAUUUACGAGCGCUGCGUUAUCAUUAAGGUUAUUUCACAUUAAGGAUAUCAAAAUCUACCUUACCAACUGAUAGUAAAACAAUUUUUUUUGGAAAAGGAAAAUAUAAAAAUUUACCGACAUAGGAAUCUACCUUACCAACUGAUAAUAAUUACCGACAGCUGGUAAAGCAUUUUUUAAAAAAAUAAUAUACAAAAUUACCGACAUAGAAAUCAACCUUAUCGACUGCUGGUAAAGCAGUUUUUUUAAAUAACAUAAAAAAUUACCGCCACAGAAAUCUACCUUACCGACUGAUGGUAAAACAGUUUUUCCGAAAAGAAAAAUAUAAAAAAUUACCAAUGUAAAAAUCUACCUUACCAACUGAGAGUAAACCAGUUUUUUUGGAAAAAGAAAAUAUAGAAAUUACCGACAUAGGAAUCUGCCUUACCGACUGAUGGUAAAACAGUUUUUAAAAAUAUUUUCAUUUCUUCGAGAAAAACUGCUUUAGUAUCAGUCGGUAAGGUAGAUUCCUAUGUUAGUAAUUUUUUAUAUAUGUGACGCGAUCUGAAGAAAAGGACCUUAGAAGCAAAAAAUUAUAGGUUACGUUUAGAAAUUUUAAAGUGAAAAUACACAAAGACGUUCAACUCGUAAUGCAAACUAAUGAUAUUUAGGUCUUCAUUGCAUCCAAAAUAUUCAAUAAAAACUGAUUUCAGUUUUACAAAAACAAAAAUAAACUUUUAGUUCAAGUAAAACUAUUGUAAACAUAACCAAUAAUUCAUUUGCUUCUAAGGUUCCUUUCUUCAGAUCGAGUCACAUAUAUAUUUUUCAGAAAAACUGUUUUACCAUCAGUCGGUAAGGUAGAUUUCUAUGUCGGUAAUUUGUUCAUAUUAGCUUUGUCAGAAACUAUACUAAAUAGUACAAAAACGGAGUUUUUCUCAUUUUGUAACAAAUUAUAUUAUUUUUUGAAAUAAAAAGACUUUUAGUGUAGCAAUUAUUGACAAGUAGAUGUUAUGAUGUUAUUUUGUUAUUUACUAAAUGAAUUUCAAUUUAAUUACUGCAUUAUAAAUAUUUAAUUACGUUAGAAAACAAUGAUUAACAUUUAAAGUUUCAUUGACAAAUAAAAAGGUCUAAUAUUUCAAUAAUUAAGUAUUCAAUUUACAUCGGAUCGAUUUGUUUAAAAAAUUGCAUAUAAUUGGAAGAAAAAUUAAUUAUAUUAUUAUUUGAUCAAAAAAUCAAAAUAAAAAAAAUAUUUUGCGAGUAUUUUGCUUUGUGUGUAUCAUUGUAUAAUGAAGCAUUUGUGAUAAUAAAAGUCUACGAAUUAAAAUAUAAGACGAAAAUAAAAGAACAAUUGUGACAUUUACAAUUGCUUUUGUAAAAAAAAAAAACACCUUGCCAAAGGAGGUUAUAGAGAAAAAAAGGAGAAAACUGAUGGAAGAGUGAGAGUGCGGAUGUUGGAUUGUGCAACGAACCUGCUGCAUGACUUAUUGGAAAGAACCUUUUUUUUUUAAAGCACUGAUUAAAAUAAAAUAAAAUAAUGAAAUCUUUUUCAAAAUACACAUGUAAAAAAAAUGAUACAAUUUGCUAAACAAAAAAGAAAAUAAAAAUUUUUCUAUUUGUCGACACAUUAAGAGAAAAACAAAAAUUUCAAAAAUGACUUCACCUGCGAUAAGUUUUGAUGAACAAUAAAAAAUAAAAUAAAAAAAAAUAAAAAAAAAAAUAAAAUCAAUCGUCAUGCCGGAUGCUGAAUAUUAUUUCGGACGAGGAUAUACAUAUAAUAUAUAUAUAUAUGCGGCAAAAAGACAAAAAGCUAGUGCGAAUUUCUAAAAAAGGAGAAACAAAAAUUGUAUAAAUUAGAGGCGUAGAGGAUAGAAAUUAAGACAAUAUUUAUAUAUAGAGGCCUGUUCUAAAGUCAUGUCAGUGUGAUUCGAUUGCUGGGUUGCUUCCUACCUUGCCACCCUACAAACUCUCCAGCUUCGCCUGAGGAACACAAGAGCACACAUUAGUACUGCAGCAAAAAGAAAAAUGGAUGGACCAGGAACAAUGACUUGGGAAGAAUUUGUUGAAAAUGCCGAAAGCAUAAUAGAAAUAUCGAAUUCAAUUGACGACCAUUGGCAAUUUGAAGGGGACAAGAAUAUUCCUGGACAGGGUUAUUUAUUACGACGUGAAAAGACUUUUAUUUCAAUUGACAUUCUGAGCAGUGAAUCGUGGACAAAGGCAGAAGAGGAUUUGUCAAACGAGCUUUGUCUCAAAUUGAGAGAAGAUCCUUUCGAAGCUCCUUCUAUUGCAUUUGAGAGGCCUCUAGUUAAGGAACAUCAUAUCCUUUGGUCUAUGAGUUACAGUGUACCAGUUCUUUAUUUUAAUGGAUGGAAAUCGGAUUGUCCAGGAAUUAAUCCAGUAUCGGUAGAAGUGGCUCAAAAACUACUCAAAAAUGACAGUCUAGAUUAUUCUGAAUUAUCACAAGCAAUUCAUCCAAUUCUUGGCACAUCUUUUUUGUACCUUCAUCCCUGUAUGUCGCAAAAUCUUAUAAAAAUCACACCCAAAAGCAAGAAUAAAUUAAUUAGUUGGCUGAGUAUGGUGGCUCCAGCAGCCCUCAAUUUUAAAAUAAGACCAGAAUAUUAUAAAUUAACCUUUGGUGACACUUCAGAAGCAGAUGGAAAUUCUUGAGCAUGAUGAGCAAUUUGAUAUUCCUGAGAUUCAGUAUAUAUGUAUAUAUAAUGGCUUGCAUCAUUAUUAUUGUCACAAAGGAUCUCAACUGGAACUAAUAUUAUACAGUGUAUAUAUAUAUAUAUAUAUCUACAAAGUGUAUUCCUUGUUCUGAAUGAAUGUAACUUUAUAUGAAAAAAGUUAUUUUUUUUUAUUUCAAUUUAUAAUAAUAUUGUAAUUUUAGUCCAUUAAAUUUUCUUGUAUUUUUUA